This is a messenger RNA of Xyrichtys novacula (pearly razorfish), 3419 nucleotides long. NCBI's taxonomy places the organism in Eukaryota, Metazoa, Chordata, Actinopteri, Labriformes, Labridae. The record is from the annotation of a GenBank genome assembly.
GGUCGCGUCCCCUUUAAGCGGUGUUGGGUGUAGGCUGUAAAACUGAGGGGGAAGCUAAAGAGUCAAGAGGAGGUAAACAGAAAGCUACUUUGAAGAAAAUCUAAAAUAAGACCGUCACCGUGCUGAAAGGUACGCUUUUUUACACCAACUCGACCAAAUAGGCUGAUUUUAUUUUUAUUAAAACCUUGAGAAAGUCUGAGGUGUUUAACCUCAGUGUGAGAAUAAUAAAUGCGAUGUGAGACAUUUAAGGUGGAGUAGGUUUGAGUUCCAUCUAAAUAUAUCAUUUCACUUUAAAGUGCUUCAUUACAGCUUGUGAAGUUCACUGCUUGGCUCACUUUUUAAAAAUAAUGCCUGACUUUUUUGUAAUCUGUUGAUUCUGGUGUCUCUGUUGUUAAUUCUUUUCAUACAACAGAGGCAGUGUUACAGUUACAGGUGUAAACUUCCGGUGAAGAUGAUGCCCCCUAUGUGACCCAAGCUUGUGUUUCAGUUUCAGCUAAGAAAAUUACCCCUAUUACAAUUCACAUAUCUACAACGUUUUGUUUUCUCCCUUUUUGAGAGGUCCACUAUCUGCUUGAUAGAGAAGUAGAGAUGUAACCAUAUUUAUAGAAAAGGCUGAAUUGUCAAUUAAAUGUUCUCAGUUUCAAACACUUUGUUAGAGAAAUCAAGUUGACUGAAAAUAAAUGCACAAUGUUAUAGUUGCAGCCAUGAAAUUAUUAUUUGCAAAAACAAUAAAGUUUAUGAAUUUGAACAUUAAAUAUCUUGUCUUUGUAGUGUAUUCCAUUGAAUAUAGCUUGAAAGGGGUUUGCAAAUCAUUCUAUUCUGUUUUUAUUUACGUUUAUCACAAUUUUCCCAACUUUAAUGGAAUUGGGUUUUGUACAAAUCUAGAUUCAAUGCGUUAUACUUUACCUUUUUGUUAAAAUCUGAGAGGGUGGUUCUGCCCUGCAUGUAACUGUGUGAUCUGUGAUGUUUCAGGCUGCUGAGGCUGGUGGGCUGAAUGUGGUCGUCAUGGUGAACAAUGUUUCGGAAAGUCAAGAAGCGCCACAGCAGCAGUAGCUCGCAAAGCAGUGAGAUCAGCACCAAAAGCAAAGUACAACAGCACAAACACGUACAUUAACACAGAAAUAAAAGUGAUCAAGUAGCUGCUUUUGUCCUGAUCAAGUUUUACCAGUUUGCUUUUUUGUCUGUUUGUUUCUGACUUGCUUUAGUCUGUGGACUCCAGUUUGGGUGGGCUCUCCAGAUCCAGCACUGUCGCCAGCCUCGACACUGACUCCACUAAGAGCUCAGGUCAGACUCUAAUCUCUUGUCUCCAUCGCUCUUCUAGUCUUCCUUCUUUAUUAAACAUUUGUUGGAGUCACACAGAAAUAAAGGUUGGGACUGAUAUCAGGGGUAAAAUAACUUCUAAAAUGAGAAGAAACAUGGGUGCUUUUUUAUGUAGGCACCCCUAAAAGCACACAGUAACAGGUUUAGACAAAAUAAAGGCUGUCAUAAAGAUUUCACAAAUUAUAAUUAGUCCUCUUUUUAAUGAUUGUUUUACAUAAUUUCUCUUUACAGGUAAUAGCACAUCUGAAACAUGUGCUGAGUUCAGGGUCAAAUAUGUGGGAGCUAUUGAGAAGCUGCAGUUCAACAUGAGCAGGACCCUGCAGGAGCCUUUGGACCUCAUCAACUACAUUGAUGCUGCUCAGGUCAGAGACUAGAAAGAAACAAAAGGGAAUAAUCCAGUCUGCAAUGAUGGAUUUGAUGAUGCUGUAAUUUUUUCUCUGCUUAUACAGCAAGAUGGAAAGCUGCCUUUUGUGCCUGGAGAGGAAGAGAUGGUUCUUGGAGUGUCAAAGUAUGGAGUCAAAGUGGCCUCACUGGACCAGUGUGUGAGUAGAAAAGCACUAAAACAUCAAAGCGUUAAAUUAAGCAUCGGUUUUUGUUCUUGAUAUGAUUUUAUUUUGCAUAGCCACUGACCUGCAUGUUGCUUCUACAUUACCAGUCUGAUCUUAGCUAAUGCAGGAUGAGCUGAUCUGGUAUACUAAGAUUCAAAACCUUAUCUUUCAAUCUUUCACACAAACUAUCAACAAAGCAGUCAAAAACGAAGUGCUGUGUUUUGCCUCUCUGGACAGGACGUACUGCAUCGCCAUCCUCUCUACCUGAUUGUGCGCAUGCUUUGCUACGAUGACGGCCUGGGUGCAGGGAAGAACCUCCUUGCUCUGAAAACCACUGAUGCACAACAGGAGGAGUGCAGCAUCUGGGUGUAUCAGUGCAGCAGCUCAGUGAGUGUGAUCAAACAGUUUGAGGUUUUUCCUUCCAGUCAAUAAAUGCUGUUAAUUUCACGAUCAUCUGUCCGAACAGGAGCAGGCUCAGUCCAUCUGCAAGGUGCUGUCAGCUUCUUUUGACUGCGUUUUGACGUCGGACAAAUCCUGAAGCCAGUAGAGUAUACCGGAGCUUUAAUGUUUCCAGACAGAAGGAAGAAACAACUGCAAAUCAGCACACAACCAUGAGAACAACAUGUGCAAUCAUUUCCCCUUUUUUGAGCUGUGUUUCCUUUUGGAAGAGAAAGCUGCUGUUUUUUCCACCAAGCAGGAAAAAAAAUCUUGAUUCAAACAUUUAAAAAAAAAAAAAUCAGAAUCUGUUCAUCAUGAUUCUCCAGAGACACUGUGAAUUUGUCUGAAUCAUUUUCUUUGGCUCUCUUGUUUUCAUUUCAUGUUUUAUCUUUUACAUCAUUUCAGAAGCAAUGAAAGGAAAAAAAGGAAAAAGGGAAAUGAUUGCAAUUUUCUGCAACGAAAUCUGUCUGAACAUAUUUUAUUAUAAUGGUACUUAAUGUAAAACCUCACUUUUGAACCGUGUCAGGAUCCGGUCUUAAACAGGAGACAGUAGCAUCAACAGGAAAAAAACAAGGUACUCACAUAUAUCGUAAUGGAGACCAACUGCAGUGUAAGUAUUAACACGCUCACGUGUGUUUUGUCGUGUUUCAAACAUACAGAAUUGGUACAGCAGCACUCAAAACUUCGACACAUCACACAAAAGUGCUUAUUUUUUUCACCUGUCUGAGCAGACUUACCUUUUUCUGUUCUCUUUUAUUGUACUAUGUUAAAAUGUCUUAGUGUUGAUACUUUCUUGGUACCAAAAGCUUGAAGUUUUCUCUGAUAUUUUUAUGUUGUUUUUGAAACAAUCCAUUACACUUGCUAAAACCACGUAAAUGACAGUGUUCUGUUGAAAGAUUUGAAGAAGAGUCAUGUUUACACUCUUGGUACUAACUUGACAUCACUUUGUACAAAUUAUUAACCAUGCUCUCCUUUUUUUUUAAAAAUCUCUUCUUAAUAUUAAGAGUGAUGUGGAGAUGUGUGACAAGAAAAUAAUCGCGUGUGAUUUGGUACGUGAACUGAGUGGAGUGCCUUUUUGGGUUUUAAUAAAAAAUGUCGUUUCUAAACUUUGGA